Ficedula albicollis (Collared flycatcher) is the source of this 2453-nucleotide messenger RNA. RefSeq names its product SPT7-like STAGA complex gamma subunit (gene SUPT7L). The transcript has 5 exons. NCBI's taxonomy places the organism in Eukaryota, Metazoa, Chordata, Aves, Passeriformes, Muscicapidae. Bases 378 to 1616 code for a protein of 412 amino acids. Gene Ontology annotation, cellular component: SAGA complex. Gene Ontology annotation, molecular function: transcription coactivator activity; protein heterodimerization activity. The record is from RefSeq and is a predicted model, not a curated record.
GCGGCCCCCCGAGUUCCUCCACGCCGCGGGUCCCGCUCAGCGAGGCCCAGGUGGGCCCACUGCAGCCCUUGGUACACACAGAAACAACUUCCGUCUCACGAGUGCGUUUGUUUCUGCCCCCUCUCCCCUCAGGAGAAGCUGCGAUGAGAUCUGUAAGCUGCCAGAGUGGCACCCCGAUGCCGUAGAGGACCCUGCGCUGCUCAGCGAGGCACUGAGCGACACCUGCUUGGCAUCCGUCACCUGAGUUGGUUGGAGCGGCAUCCCAGCUCCAGUGUCUGUCGCUGCCCAAAGUGCUUUUCCCUGCGACAAGGGUCCUUUGUACCCGCAGCACUUGGCAGCCUUCUUCUGGGCUCUGAGCAGGACGCACCUGUGUGAAAAUGCUGCGAUACUGGGGCGAGAUCCCGGUUUCCUCCAGCCAGGCCAACCGCAGCUCCUUUGACCUGCUGCAGCGGGAGUUCCGCACUGUGGAAGUGCAGGAUCCCCCGCUGCACCAGCCGUCCGCCAACAAACCCCGGCCGACCACCAUGCUGGACAUCCCCUCCGAGCCCUGCAGCCUCACCAUCCACACCAUCCAGCUCAUCCAGCACAACCGCCGCCUGCGCAGCCUCAUCGCCGCCGCUCAGGCCCAGAGCCAGCAGCAAGCAGAGGGCAUAAAAACCGAGGAGAACGAACCUCUGCCCUCUUGCCCGGCCUCCCCGCCUCUCCCCGACGACCUGCUUCCUCUGGACAGCAAAACCCCCAAAAUGCCAUUUCAGCUGAGGCACAGUGACCCAGAGAGUGAUUUCUACAGAGGGAAGGGGGAGCCAGUGACAGAGCUGAGCUGGUCCUCCUGCCGGCAGCUGCUGUACCAGUCCAUGGCCACCAUCCUGGCGCACACGGGCUUCGAGUGCGCCAACGAGAGCGUGCUGGAGACGCUGACAGACAUCGCCCACGAGUACUGCCUCAAGUUCACCAAGCUGCUGCGCUUCGCCGUGGACCGGGAGGCUCGCCUCGGCCACACCCCCUUCCCGGACGUCAUGGAGCAGGUCUUCCACGAGGUGGGCAUUGGCAGCGUGCUCUCGCUGCAGAAGUUCUGGCAGCACCGCAUCAAGGAUUAUCACAGCUACAUGCUUCAGGUUAGCAAGCAGCUCUCUGAAGAAUAUGAGAAGAUUGUCAAUCCUGAAAAGGCAGCAGAAGACACAAAACCUGUGAAGAUUAAGGAGGAACCUGUUAGUGAUAUUACUUUCCCCAUAAGUGAAGAGCUGGAAGGAGAUCUGGCUUCUGGUGACCAGUCUUUGCCUGUUGGAGUUCUUGGAGCUCAAAGUGAGCGUUUCUCUGCCAACCUGGAAGUAGAAGCUUCCCCACAGACUUCAGGGGCUGAGGUGAAUGCUUCCCCGCUGUGGAACUUGGCACAGGUGAAAAUGGAGCCACAGGAAAAUGAGGAGGCUAAUGUACAUGGCCACGGGGUCCUAGGCAGUGAUGUCUUUGAGGAGCCAAUGUCGGGCAUGAGUGAAGCUGGGAUGCCACAAAGCCCCAAUGGCUCUGAGAGCAGCUAUGGUUCUCAUUCUGCUGACAGCCUGAUGGGAUCCUCACCUGUCUUCAACCAGCGCUGCAAGAAGAAGAUGAAGAAGAUGUGAAAAGGAGCAGUCUUUUUAUUUAGUCCUGAUAGCGUGAAACAGACACUUGAAAGGAACUAGUAGAGCACUGUGAUGAUUGCAACACAGGGCGGGCCCUGGUGUGUGAGGGACCUGCAUAAAAUUACUAUGAGAGGCUUGAUGUGCAGCUGCCCUCUGUGCUGGCUUCUGUACUCCAUCCUGAUUCAUGAGACUGAAAAUCACCUUUUACAUUUGCUGGUGGCAUGGCUUGCUUUGGCAGGUUAAGGAGGAAUGUGCCAGUGAAAAGUAGUUGUGAACAGAUUUCCUAAGUUACAGAACCAUUGAAUAGUUUGGUUUAAAGGGACCUUGUGGUACUUCUACUCCAGCCUCCUGCUCAGAUCUCAGCCAGGUAGAGCAGGUUGUUAAGGGCUUUGUCCAUUUGAGUUUUGAGUAUCUACAAGGACGGUGAUGCCAAAUCUCUCUGGGCAACAUUUUCCUGUAUUUGGCAACUCUCAGUAAGAAAAAGAAUGUUUGCGUCUAGUUGGAAUUUCCCAUGUUCCAGCUUGUGUUCACUGCCUCUUGUUCUGUCAUUGUUCAUCUCUGAGAAGAGUCUAACUGCCUUCUCUGACCCAGUUAUUAAGGGAUUAUAUACAGCGAGAUCUCUUUUUAUCCUUUUCUCUUCUUAAGUGUGGAGAAACUACGUUACCUGAGCUCUCCUUACUCGUCCUGUGCUCCAGCUCCCAAACCAGCUCUGUGACCUUCCACUGAAAUUGCUGCAGUGCUCUUGUAAGGAGGAGCACAAAAAUGGAUGCCAUCCUCCAAACACUAUCUAGCAAUUGCUGAAUAAAAAGGAAUCAUUUCCCUCAGUGUGCUGGCUAC